Messenger RNA from Harpegnathos saltator (Jerdon's jumping ant), 2638 nucleotides. RefSeq names its product Adenylate kinase 3 (gene Ak3). Gene Ontology annotation, cellular component: mitochondrion. Gene Ontology annotation, molecular function: ATP binding; AMP kinase activity. Lineage: Eukaryota; Metazoa; Arthropoda; Insecta; Hymenoptera; Formicidae. The coding region runs from base 390 to 1079 and encodes 229 amino acids. The transcript is spliced from 4 exons. The record is from RefSeq and is a predicted model, not a curated record. Gene Ontology annotation, biological process: nucleobase-containing compound metabolic process.
CAUGACGUCGCGGGCAGAACAAGGUUACGGCUCGCUCAUUGCUCGUCAUUCGCAAACGCUUGCGUGAGCUUACUCGAUGUGACCCUCAAUUACGAGAUCGAGUGUCCGAUUGCAUCACGAUGCAGUGCGUCGCGCGAGUGAAGCGCGGGCGACUCGCCAGUUGGUUUCACCUUAUCAUCGGCUCGUCGUAUCAAAGUCCGCUUGGUAGAGGGGAAUGGGGGGAGCCAGCGCGUGUGUCCAACACGCCACACAGAUUCCGGCCUCAGCGACGAGCCGACGACGUUGUGAAACGUCAGGAGUCGCAUCUUCGCACCCGCAGUUGAUUCUCGUUGUCGUCAUCGCUGAUCGUCACGAAGAAGCUGCGCGGGCUGCACCGUUGGCUCUACCUCAUGGUUGCGAUCUCCAUGUGCCGCGCCGCCGCCGCCGCCGCCGCCGCCGCUGCCGCGGCCUUCAGGGCCGUAAUAUUGGGCGCGCCGGCCUCUGGCAAAGGCACCGUUUCCUCCAGGAUCGUCGAGCGAUUCGACGUCGCUCACAUCUCCAGCGGGGACAGGCUGCGCUUCCAUGUCUCCACUGGCACCGAUCUGGGUAAGGACGUCAAGAAAUACAUGGAUAGCGGCAGCUUCGUACCGGACGACACAAUGAUAUCCUUGAUCAGCCAUGAGAUCGAGUCGGUGGAGAGCCCAAAUUGGUUGCUGGACGGAUUCCCGAGGACGUUGGCCCAGGCGGAGCAGCUGCAGAGACUGCAUCCGAUCAGUGUUGUGUUGAACCUCGUGGUACCAACUUCCGUCAUACUGGACAGGGUGAAGAAUAGAUGGGUCCACCUGCCCAGCGGUAGGGUCUACAACAUCGGCUUCAACGAUCCACGAGUGCCGGGUAAAGACGAUGUAACCGGUGAGCCGUUAAGUCAGAGAGAGGAUGACAAGCCGGAAGUCGUACAGAAGAGGCUACAAGAUUACGCGACCAAGACUGAACCGGUCGUGCAGUUUUAUCGAGAUAUUAGGAUACUGAAAGAAUUCCGCGGUAACACCACCAACGAAAUGUGGCCGGCGAUCAAGGAUUUCGUGGCGCAACAUUUCUAACAUUUGAGCAAAUCGAAUGGUCACAUAGAUUCAAUACGUCUGGAUCUAUUGAACUCUUAGAUACAGCCUAUGAGAGAUAUUUUACUAUCCAUUCUGAUGCCCAAAGAUUCUUUUAUAUUCUCGUAUCUAGAAGUUGCAUCUCUCAAUUCCAAUUUUAUUAGGGAUAGUCUUUUCGUUUUUCCGUGUUUUUUAUUUGGUCCAAACGCUGCUAUUUUCAAAGAGUAAGUUCGAUCUUGAUAAAAGUUGAUAUACACAAUAAAGAAAUGUUGUUAACUAGUCUGGAAUUUAGAUUAAUUCUGGAUUAAAAUUAAGAACUCGUACUAUAACCACGGAAAUUGAAGGUUUUAAAAUACGAAAAGACUUUCCAAUACCUCUAAUACAUUGAAUAUUCUUAUAUAUUCUCGCAUCUAAAAAUUAAAGUAAGCAGAUCCGCUUGGAUCUAUCCAAGGCCGAUUCGAUUUACACACACUGUGUAUGAUCUCUACGUAAUGAGCAGGAACAUGUCUGGCGGCAACGACUGCGGUUACAACGGCCAAAAAUACGCUGCGCGUAUUUCGCUCGCGACGCACUUUCGUACGCACACGCGCGCCAUCGCGUUAAGCUGUAAAAUACACACCAAAGACAGCCAACUCCGACAUAUCGACAAUAAUAGCAAAUGUCUUCGAUAGAUGAAAGAUAAUCUAAACGAAAUAUCGUAGUGUAAUUCAUUCGCGGUUUAUCGUGUGAUGUUUUCUUUCUUUCUUUUUUCUAUUUUUUUACAAGUGAGUUUGCGCGAAUCUUGCCGCUGCUUAGCCAAAGUUCAAAGUAUAUAGUACAAAGUGACAAUUAUCGUUCGCGUUGAUUCACGAGAAGUGUACUCACGAACAUAUAAUUGCCAUACAUUUCCCUCACUUUAUUCCGUGCGUAUUGCGUUAUUGAUGUAAGAGAGAUAUAACAACAAUAUUUGAUAUUGUGUACAUUUUCAACAGUAUGAGUACAAUAUAUACGCAUACACAUACGUAUAUAAAUAUAUAAUAUAUAUAUAUAUAUACAUAUACAGGAUGAGAUACAUCCAAAAGAAUAUACCUAAAUAUUUCUGUUGCCUCUGACACAAUACGAAAAUACGGUCAAGUAUAAAGUUUUAUAGUUCGCAGGGACGGCUGUGGUUAAUAGGGACAAAAAUUCGCUUAAAAUUAUUGUUCUCGAGACUUUAAGAUCGUCGAAAUUCCUCGAAAUAUUUAGGUGUAUCCUGUAUUAGAUGCCUCAGCUUGUAUAUACCACACACUCGCACUCCCCGAACCUCCCGCUCGGUUUUCAACGCUGAAAUCACUUAGCGCCCAAUUACGUAUAAUAAUAAAUAAAUAAAUAAAUUAGCGCUUUAUUAAACUCCUCUAAAUAAAUCAGACUUGAUUACCGAGUAGAUAGCUCCUGCAUGAUCCACUCGAUCGUUGUUACAUACAUUAGAGAGAAUUCGCAAAUUAAAAUUUAAAAUUAUUAAGUAUCGUUAAGUAUCUGGGUGAUUUAACGAAAUCCUGACGCAUGCUGCAAGUCAUGAAAAAAAAAAAAAGAAAGAAAAACGC